UUACAGAUUCCGAUUGAUAGUUUCUAUUAUAAGUUAUGGCUUCUGUACCAGAUCAAUCGAUACUCGAUGCUUUGAAAGGAUACUUAGUUGAACAUUCCAAACAACCAACCCCACGUCUUGUUAAAAUUUACAUAUCAAGCACUAAACAAGAAUUCAAAGAAGAACGUAAAGUUUUACUUGAAGUCAUUGGACCGGAAUUGCAAUCGAUUUAUGAUGACAGACAAAUUGAGAUUGAAUUUGUGGAUAUGCACUUUGGCACGGGGCUGACAUACACAACAAUUGAUUUAGAUCCUUAUGUUCUCUAUGACCAUUUAAAUGAAAUCAGAGCAUGUCAACGAACAUCUAGGAGUAUAUUUUUCAUUUCAUUAAUUGGCAACAGUUUGGGCGAAUUUUGCUUGCCGACCGAGAUACGGACGAAUAUCUUUAAUGAAAUAAUUAAUCUACUGACAUCAGAUGAGACUGAAUUGAUGAAAAAUUGUUAUAAAAACGAUAGCAAUGCUGGCGUUCAUUAUCUUCACACAAACUUUAGAAACUUGAAAUCGGAUGAUUGGAUAGCACGUAGCAAUAAGCUACGGGAAAUAUUCGAAAAGAAAAUUGAAAUUCUCUACGCGAGAAAUCCUCAAAGUGAAAGCUUAAAAGAGUAUUGUGAAAGAAUUGUUGAGAAGGAAAUAAAAGUUGCAUGUGAAUAUUCAUCUGACAACAUAUUGGCAUUGUUUAGGAACUGGAAAAACCAACAUACGUCAAAGGAUGUUGAAAUAAUUAGAAAUUUAUUGGUAGAGAAACUUCCAAACGACAAUCAUGCAACUUUAGAGGUUGAAUAUUACAACAAUGACUCAGUUGAUACUGAAAAUCACGAGUCUCACGAAGAGUAUUUAGCAGUUUUUAAACGAAUCUUAAUAGAGAAACUAAGACAAUGCAUCGACAAAGGACUUGCGCACGAUCCCGAUGGAGGAAAAGGCAAAAGGAAAACAGUUCAGCAUGCCGUACAUCUUUCGUUUCUAAAUGAGCUUUUGAUGUCGAAGAGUUUUAUAUCAUCAGAUGUGCCUGACAAAAUAGAAUCUCAUAUCAAAUUGAAUUAUCGUAAUGGAGCACGGCACGCGCCAUAUUUUAUCUACGGUGAUCACGGGAGUGGAAAAAGUUCACUAAUGUCGAAGUUGUACAUGGAAUGCAUAAAAUGGUUCACAAGUCCGAAUGUUAAAGUUCAUCGAUUGAUCCGUUUCGCUAAAGCGACACCACGUUCCGCAUACAAUUUGGAAUUGCUUCGUGUUAUUUGCCAACAAAUUUCAAUCAUACUCAACAUACCGGAAGGAUAUCUGCCAAAAGACGCAUCAUUUGAGCCAUUGUACAUUAACAAUUGGUUUCAGAAUUUAAUAAAGAGAUGCGAAGAUAUGAACAAUGAAGUUCUUUUCAUUUUCAUCGAUGAUCUCCACAAAAUCAAUCCACUCGAUUGCGACAUUGUUGCGGCAUUUUCAUGGCUUCCGAUAAGCCUCCCAUGGAAUGUGUUUUUAGUCUGUUCAACUCUCUCAUUUGACGUGCUUAAGUUGAGUCCCAUUCAAAAGGAACGUUUCAAGAAUUCUGAAUUUCUUUACGAUUUAUCAACACCACAAUAUAAAACAAGUCUCGUGAAAGAUAUCGAAAGCGAAACGUUUAAUGAUUAUGUAAAUCGAAAUUUUGAUUGUUUGGAAGAACGCUACGGAACGAAAGGAAUUGCAAAAUUUUCUACCUACUUGAACAGCACUGAGUAUGGCUUAACGGAAACGGAAUUUCUUGAGCUAUUGAUGCCAAUUCAAGAUUCAGAUGCGACACUUGAAACUCAUUGUGGUGAAUUCAAUUUUUCAUCAUUUUGCACCAUACGAUAUGAUAUGAAGCCAUUAAUUCGUGAAAAGCUGAUGUCAGGAAAGUUGCUAAUUGAGUGGCGUCACGACUUAUGUGUUGACAUAUCUAAGAAGCGUUAUAUUAAUGAUCAGGAAGUGAUGCGUUCAGCUCAUGGAGAGAUUGUCAGCUUGUUCUUUCCUCAAGAAACAUCAGAUGAAAGUGAUGAAAUCAACAGUGAAACAAGUGAGAAGUCGAGUAGGUACAAAAUUGUUUACUUAAACAUUCAAAAGAAAUCUAUUUUAAUAGCUAACAAUAAACCUCAUCAUUGCGACGAGACAUCAACAAUAUCAACACAACAACCUGUACCUGGUUCUGACAUCUCGUAUUCCAUUCGGCACGUGGAAGAAUCAUGGCAUCAUUUAAUAAAGUCAGAUGACAGCAAAAAGUUGAAAGAGAUUGCUGUGUGCAAUUUUGAUUUUCUCCUUGCAGCUGUUCAAACUGUAUCAAUUAGCUAUCUUCGGUGUCUCAUCGAGCACGUACGAUGUUACAUUUUAGAUCGUGAUAUCGAACUUGUUUAUUAUACAAUCAGAAAGUCAAGCGACGUUCUUACGCGAGAUCCAAUGCAGCUUGGUGCUCAGCUCAUAUCAUGGUUGCGGACAGUUUCGACAUAUGAAGGUGAAAAUUCACUUCUCGGAAUCACUGUUCGCUCUGCAACUGCUUGGUGUGAUGGCUACACAGUUCCAUUGUUGGUUCCAUUAACGGGUUGGCUGCCAGUUCCACUUCCAUCACAAAUACGAUGCAUGACUGUUCCUGGUGGGCCAAUAACACAUUUUGAAGUGUCUCCAUGUAAGCAAUAUUUGGUAAUUGCUAGAAAAACUGGCGAUCCACAACUGUGGCAUAUCAUGAGUAAUCGAAACAUCGGAACGUUUAAAGGACAUAGUGGCUCGAUAACAUGCAUGAUGGUGCCUAAAAAUACGAAUCACUUGAUGACCGGAUCGGAAGAUACAAGCGUCAUAGUGUGGGACAUUAAAACACAAGCUGUCAAGACAAGAUUGUGGUUGCAUAUUGCCGCUGUUAUGUGUGUAACAAGUGCCAUGAACAAUACUCUAGUGGUAAUGAAAAUUGAUCAUCAUCGCGGACCAGUGGUUUGUGUAGCGAUAAGUUCAACAAGCGAGGUUUUGGUAUCAGGCAGCACAGAUGGAACUAUUUGCUUAUGGUCGUUGGAAACCUACGAGCUUCUUAAUUUACUUCAAUUUAACAGUCCCGUUCUUAACUUUAGAUUGUCGCCCGAUUCUAUUUUUCUUCUUGCUCAUUGUGAAGACAACGGUCUAUAUUUACGAACUCUCGCAACCGGAACAGAAUUACAUCAACUCAAAGGUCACAAAUCUAAGGUUUUGGCUUUUAGCAUAGCUGCUGAUAGUCAACGAGCAAUUGUUGGUUGUGAAGACACGAAAGCUUUAAUCUUCGACAUGUGUUCAGGCAAAAUUAUAAGAACGAUGCCACCAAAUCCAGGGCCAGUGUCAGCUAUUUUCGUGAUGGCCAAAGAUGACUAUCUAAUAACAGCAGGUGGCAACAAAAUAACAUUCUAUUCAUUUCGAAAUGAAGAUUCCAUGGUUAAUUACUAUCCAAAGAAGAAGGAAAAACGUAAAAAUCGGAAGCAAUUGGUGUCAACGAAUCGUCUCAAUUUGAAUUCAAAUAAUCAUCCAAUUUGCUGCUUUGAUAUCUCACGAGAUUCAACGAUGGCUGCAGUAGCAAUUCAGCGUGGCAUUCAAAUAUGGCAGUUGAAUACACCGGAACUGGCAAAGACAUUCGAAGGACACACAGCGAUCAUAACUUGCAUUCAUUUUGCGCCCAAUUGUGAACUCGUCGCCACCGGGUCAGAAGACAAAAGUGUCUUGGUUUGGGGCCUUCAAUUUGGCAUUCUUCAAACUACCUUCAAAGCUCAUAAUGCUGCGAUAAGUUGUCUCGUCGUUAUGAUGGACUCCCGUCGAAUUGUUUCAUCAGAUCGUGAUGGUUAUUCUCAUGUUUGGCUCGCUGAUAAUGGAACAAUUCUUCAAACUGUUCAGGGACCACAUAAAUGUCUCGCUGUCACGAACAACAUGAAAUUUGCUAUGAGUACUAACGGCGAUAACAGUUUAAGGAUAUGGUCACUGACGCGUGAAGACGAGAAAUAUCACGUUAGUCACACCGAUGAAAUAACUUGCUUUGUUAUAACAGCCGACUCGCUUUACGUUAUCACGGGAUCGCGUGACAUGUCAUUGAAGGUGUGGCAGGCAACAGGCGGCAAAUUGGCACAGGUUCUUGUUGGUCAUUCCGAUGCUGUUUUGACAGUCGCUGUUUCGGUGACGAAUAAAAGUCAAGUGAUAUCUGGUUCGAAGGAUUGUAAUUUGAUUGUGUGGGAUUUACAUACAGGAGAAGAGAUUCAUACACUGGCUGGUCAUUUGGGGCCUGUGACAUGUGUCCGAGUGUCAGCUGAUGGUACGACAGCAGUCUCUGGUAGUGAUGAUAAAACGAUCAUUGUCUGGGAAACUUUAAGAGGAUUAGCUUUGACGUCACUUCAACUUCACGUGCAAUUUACUCGCUUCGAUAUUUCUUUGGAAUGUUCACGAAUUCUUGUUCACUUAACUGACAAUCCCUCAUUCCCUAUCAUCUGCUUACAUAACUCCCCAGCACAAUAUAUCAAGCUUCCGACAUAUUCAGCACCAGCUAGAGAUGUUGAAGAUUUGCGACCCGCUGCAGCUAAACGACCAGCUAGAAGACUUUUAAAGAAGGAAUUGUCACUCGACACGUAUUCAUGGCAAAAGAAGUAUGCCCACUUGACAUCAUCUGUCAUGAUGGCUCAAGUUGACGAGAGACUCAAACGACGAUUUUCUGUGUCAACAAGUAUGGAAGAAAUUUCAAAAAUAGCUGAAAUGAAGAGUAUCGGAUCACAGCAGAACAUUGGUAAUCCUGAGCAAGCGGCUUUGGCACAAUCACAACACUUCGAUCAACUUGAAGCCUUGUGGAACAAACGUUCCCCACCACGACGCCGUUUAAAUCAGUCAUUAUCGAGACAUUCAUCGCUUGCUGAAGAUCGAAUCAAUUCAUCAGAUGAAGAUGAAUUUUUGGAAGAACGAUCUGGAGGUACGUAUCCAGGAGUUUCCAUUCGUCCCCAUUCAUUCCCGCAUAAGUAAAAGCCUUUGGUGUAUGCUGUAGCAAUCUUCAAAUGACUACUGAUGUGGAAAAUAGAUGGAUGAGAAGAAUAACACGGGAUUUUAUGCUUAACAUGAUUUUUCGUCUUCACAUUCUGAUAUUUGUUUAUAUAUUUAUUUCUCUUGAGCUACCAAGAAGUCUUUCUGAUGGUUCUUUUUUUUCCUUUCAUCUACAUAAAUAAUUUUGGAAAAUGUAAA
Molecule: messenger RNA, 5204 nt
Organism: Clunio marinus
Lineage: Eukaryota; Metazoa; Arthropoda; Insecta; Diptera; Chironomidae
Source: the annotation of a GenBank genome assembly